AUGGGGAAAAUUUUUUGUGCGUUGCUCUUCAUGUCCGCGGCAUCAGUCAUUUCAGGCCAGAAUGUGAUGAAUAAUUGCGCACAUCUCGCGUCUUCUGUUUUUCCGGAAGCAGGAACUCUAGGAUCAAGGGACCAUUGCUCUGCUGUGGUGGGAAACAUCAAAAGCUACACUUCGCAUUUGAAUCAUGUCACUUCCAUGCUACUGGCGUCCAAUUACGAAUAUAUGCAAGUUAUUUCGCCGACUCGACGUUUCGAUCAGUCGGAGUUGGUAUCCUUGGGCUUUGCAUUGGACAGAGAAAAGCAUUUCCUUGGGAGUAUCAGUCAAAUUCUCAAAACAUCCGGAGGAUCUGAAACUUUGGGUGAUCCCUUGCUGAACGAUUUCUUGGAAUCAUCCUUCACAAGCGAAAACAUGAAACGGGUUCGAGACAUAUCUGGAUUGCUGAACAACUUCCAUGCCAUGUCUGGACCCUAUGAACUGCCACUUGCCACGUUCCACAUCAACCAAGCUCUCAAGAAGCUCACCGUUGAUUAAGCGGAAAAGGCGACCGAAAAAUUAGUGCAUUCAGCAUUUUCAAGACUGAAGGACGCUUGAAAUUCGAAAAACGGCAAUUUAUUUUCAUUUCUCGCGUACUUCUAAAUAAUUCAGGUUGCUGUCAAUUAAAAUGGCCGAGUUUCCCAAAAACCGUGUGGAAAUAUCCCGUUGGAAACGGACUGUUCACGCUUCAUUUUCUUGUUUUGUUCUGAUCCCAAAAAUACGGUAAUGAUGUUGCGAAUACGUGAUACGUCGUUGAAAUUGGCUUUUUCAGUUCAUAUUUUAUUCAUUCCAUUUCUAGAAAGAGUUUAUGCAAUUCUGAAUUUCAUUAUCUAACAUAUUGGACGGUAUAUUAACUAUUCAAGGCAUUUUCUCCCGAACUUCAGAAAAAAUUGUCAAGGAAAUACAUUUUGUUGAAAGAGCCCUGAAAUUUCAAUAAAUGGAGAGAAUCGGCGAAUUUGUAAGUUCAUUGAAAAAUGUUUUUUGUUAUUUUCAUCAUGGAGACAUUUCCUUUGAUCAAGUCAGGUUUUUAUGUAAAAUACUGU
Molecule: messenger RNA, 1076 nt
Organism: Notodromas monacha
Lineage: Eukaryota; Metazoa; Arthropoda; Ostracoda; Podocopida; Cyprididae
Source: the annotation of a GenBank genome assembly